GAUAUAAACGUAUGUAUUGCAACAGAUUGCAAGCGAUUACAAGUUGCAACUGUAUUUACUAUAUUUAUAAAUCAAAAGAAAAGUAAAGUGCAGAAAUGGGAAAGGGAUUCAACAAUUACAUGUGCAAGAAAUUUUUCCAUCCAGCAUCACGAGAUAAUUUGAAACGAGUAUGGAUGGCAGAACAGCAAGCAGAGGCUUAUAAGAAGAAGCAGGAAGAACUGCGAGUACAAUAUGAGAAAGAACAAGAUCUUCAUAAUAAUAAAGCAUUGCUGAGCAAAGAGAGCAAGGAUAAACUUAGUGUGAACUUCAUGUAUGAACCACCUCCUGGAGCAAAAAAAGAAAGAGAGAAGGAAGACAAUGAGCCUGAAUAUAAAUUUGAGUGGCAACGGAAAUAUAAUGCUCCAAGAGAAAGUUAUUGCAAAGGAGAUAGUGAGAUACGAGAUCAACCUUUUGGUAUACAAGUAAGAAAUGUACGAUGUAUCAAAUGUCACAAAUGGGGACACAUAAAUACAGAUAAGGAAUGUCCAUUAUAUAGUCAAGCAAUGAGUGUUGUAAUGGCAAAUAAUAAUUUGCAAGUAUCAUCUGCUCCAGAUACCAUGAUACUUGUGCAACAGAUGCGAGAAGAUGGUUUGGCUCUAAAAAAAUCUGUGUUAGAUGCACAACAGCAUUUACGAAUUCCAGAAAAUGAACAUCCUAUGAUCUCUGAAGAUGAAGAACAGUCAGAAUUAUCUUUUCUAAAAUGUCUGUCAAAAAAGGAGAAAAAAAAAUUAUUAUUGAAACUACAAUUAUUAGAAAAGAAAAAUCGCACGAAAAGGAAAAGAAAUCUGAAGAAGAAAAAAAUUAGUAAAAAAUCUAACAAUAAUAGCAGUGAUACUAAUACUAAUAAUGAUAGCAAUAGCAGUAGUAGCACAUGCACCAGCAGCGAUUCGGAAGAUUCUUGUUCAAAAAAAGAUAAGGAGAGAAAAAAAUCCGAUUCUAAAGAAAAGUAUACUCAUAAACAUAAAAAAAAACGAAAUAAUGAUGAGCAUAAAUAUAAACGUAAAGAGAGGAAUAGCAAUAUCAAAUAUGAGACAGAUAAGAAUCGUUACGAUAGAGAAAAGAAAAUUAAAAAUGAAGAUAAGAACAGAAACAAUUUGCAAUACAAAAUAAAGAAAAAGCAUGCUCAUUAUUAACAACAAUUUUAAAAAAUUUUAUAAAAUGUAAACGUAUCAUGUAGUUAUGAAAUAAUUAAUAAUAAAAAAGUAUGUUUAUAUAUUA
This is a messenger RNA of Cataglyphis hispanica, 1257 nucleotides long. RefSeq names its product corepressor interacting with RBPJ 1. Gene Ontology annotation, molecular function: transcription corepressor activity. Lineage: Eukaryota; Metazoa; Arthropoda; Insecta; Hymenoptera; Formicidae. Bases 96 to 1172 code for a protein of 358 amino acids. The transcript has 6 exons. Gene Ontology annotation, cellular component: nucleus. Gene Ontology annotation, biological process: negative regulation of DNA-templated transcription. The record is from RefSeq and is a predicted model, not a curated record.